CGCGACGCCGCCGCCCUUGCAGACAAGGUGCUGCGGGAGCUGAUCGAGCCCUACGAGGUGCGGGCGGCCGCGCUGCGCGAGUUCCUGGGCGACGUGCGGCCCGAGCUGCGCCACGACGUGGUGCCCCUGCGGGACCCCUACGGCCCCGCCGCCACCGACCCCGAGCUGCGCUGCCUCGUGCUCAGCGAGGAGACCCGCCAGGGCGGCCACGCCGUCAACCAGAAGAGGCUGCAAAAUGGCCUCCCCGAGCUCUCCCUCUACGAGAUCGUCCUGCUGAAGGACCCUGUGCACAGCGAGAGCGAGGAGGAGAAGGUCAGCUCCUCCAGCCUCCGGCAGAGGCUGCUGGGGACCUUGCUGCGGCCACUGCAGAAAGACUCCUCCUUGCCCGCCCGCCCCUACGUGAUCGGCCUCACGGGAGGAACGGGCAGCGGGAAAUCCUCCAUCGCCAAGUACCUGGACGAGCUCGGAGCCUUCGUCAUCGACGCGGACCGGCUGGGCCACGCCGCGUACGUGCCCGGGGGCCCUGCCUACGAGCAGGUCGUGGCCACCUUUGGAGCAGAAAUCUUGAACGAAGAUGGGACAAUUAACAGAAAAGUCCUUGGGGCCAAAGUCUUUGGAAACCAGGAGCGGUUGAAGGCGCUCACGGACAUCGUGUGGCCUGAGAUUGCCCGGCUGGUGAAGCAGCAGAUUGGGGAGGCAGAGGCUUUAGGCAAGGCCGUGUGCGUGCUGGACGCGGCCGUGCUGCUCGAGGCCGGCUGGACCGACAUGGUGCACGAGGUGUGGACGGCCAUCGUCCCCGAGGAGGAGGCCUUGAAGCGCAUCGUGGACCGGGACGGGCUGAGCGCGGAGGCUGCUCGGAACCGGCUGCGGAGCCAGAUGAGCGACUGCGACAGGGUGCAGCAGUCGCACGUGGUGCUGUGCACGCUGUGGGCGCCCGCCGUCACCCGCCAGCAGGUGCACAAGGCCUGGAGCCUCCUGCAGCAGCGCCUGGGCCCUUGA
Molecule: messenger RNA, 999 nt
Organism: Nothoprocta perdicaria
Lineage: Eukaryota; Metazoa; Chordata; Aves; Tinamiformes; Tinamidae
Gene: COASY
Product: Coenzyme A synthase
Exons: 8
Biological process (GO): coenzyme A biosynthetic process
Molecular function (GO): dephospho-CoA kinase activity; ATP binding; pantetheine-phosphate adenylyltransferase activity
Source: RefSeq, a predicted model, not a curated record